AUGAAUGCAUCGAAUGCUUCAAUUGCUACCAUGAGGGCUACUACGUAUGGCCCCUCAGAACAGGAGGACAGGAAACGAUCUUCUCUGGAAGAACAUCAUUACGAAUCUUCCAGCAACUUCAAAGAUAUCAAAAAUGUUGGCAGUACUUUCCAAGGCUACAGCAGUGACUUGUUGGGUGUGGGGACGUGGGUCCCCACCCAACAGAAUCCAGGCACCGCUGCUUCUCCUGAAGAAGCCCGGAAAGGUGUGCCACAACACCCAUGUACCCACCAUCAAGCAAUACAUGCGGUAUGUCUCGGAUCGAGCGACGACCACCGUGCCAUUAUCAGCCUCCUAGACGACCCUUACGCCACGGGCUCGACUGAUCAUGCUGACAGGAUGUUGGCUGGUCCAUCUUCUGCCGCGGCGUGCACGUGCGUUACAGACAUUCAGGCAGACAUCGAUGGGGCGCAAGUGACCGCAGUGACGACGAACGGUGCCAAACCGAACGGAAGGCAGACUCACGGCAUCAAAUAG
Molecule: messenger RNA, 516 nt
Organism: Pyrenophora tritici-repentis Pt-1C-BFP
Lineage: Eukaryota; Fungi; Ascomycota; Dothideomycetes; Pleosporales; Pleosporaceae
Source: RefSeq, a predicted model, not a curated record